AUGGCUCAGUUUCCCAAUGUCACUUAUCCCGACGCCAUCUCUCCGAAUCCAAAUGUGGUUUUGGGAGCUCAAACCAACCAGACUUCUCCACCAAGAUAUCCUAGCCCUUGGGGCACGGGGGCUGGUGAAUGGGCAACUGCCUACGAGAAGGCCAUCGCGAUUGUCGAGCAGUUGGUUCUUGAAGAAAAGGUGAAUCUGACGACUGGGUCCGGCUGGCAGCAAGAACAAUGUGUUGGCCAGACCGGAGGUAUUCCUCGUCUCGGUAUCCGUGGACAAUGUCUUCAAGAUUCGCCUGUUGGCGUGAGAUACACCGAUUUCGUCAGUCUGUUCCCUGCUGGCAUCAAUGUUGGCGCCACAUGGGACAGGCGUCUUGCGUAUGAACGAGGCAAGGCAAUGGGUCUUGAAAGUCGCGACAAGGGGGUCACUGUCCAGCUUGGACCUAAUGCUGGCGCAUUGGGGAGGUCUCCCACAGCAGGUCGCAAUUGGGAAGGAUUCAGUCCUGAUCCUUAUCUUACUGGCAAGCUAUUCGCUGACUCAAUCCGUGGCAUACAAAGCACAGGAGUACAAGCAAGUGCCAAACAUUACGUCGGAAACGAACAAGAGCAUUUCCGGCAAACUCCCGAAUCUCGAGACUAUGGUUUCAACAUCACUCAGCCUGGAUCUUCUAACAUCGAUGAUCAAACACUUCAUGAACUCUAUGUCUGGCCUUUUGCAGAUGCUGUCAAGGCUGGGGUUGCUUCUGUCAUGUGCAGCUACAAUUUGGUCAACAAUUCUCAAGCUUGCCAAAACAGCUAUCUGCUCAACCACGUACUAAAGUCUGAACUCGGCUUCCAGGGGUACGUCAUGAGUGACUGGCAAGCCACUGCGAGCGGUACCAUGGCUGGCGACAUCCGUUUCGGCGAUGGCUUGAGCUACUUCGGCCCCAAUCUCACCAUUGCAGUCUUGAAUGGUACGGUUCCGCAAUGGCGCCUGGAUGACAUGGUCGUCCGUAUCCUGGCUGGCUGGUAUUUGGUGGGCGGAGACACCGAAGUACCUCAUCCAAACUUCCAGUCAUGGACGCCCGAUACGUUUGGCCCGGUGCACGCACAUGUCGGCUCGACUUGGGGCACUGGGUUGGUCAAUCAACAUGUUGAUGUGCGACGUGAGCACGGACGAUUGAUUCGUGAGAUCGGGGGAGCCUCGACCGUGCUCCUCAAAAACACGCAUGGCACACUGCCUCUCAACAACAUGGCAAGAUUGACUGCAGUGUUCGGAGAAGACGCCGGCUCAAACCCUCUCGGUCCAAACGGCUGUCGCAAUCAUGCUUGCGAUGUUGGUACUCUUGCAGUUGGUUGGGGUAGUGGUCAAGCGAGCUCUCCCUAUUUGAUCAGCCCAGAUGCAGCUAUUCAGCAUGAAGUUGUCUCUCGUUACGGAUCGUACGAGUCAAUCACCAACAACUCAGCAUUCACUCAGAUCAAUGCUUUGGCUCGUCGCGUUAGGGAUAAUGCCGGGUCUGGGGAAGGAUUUGCUAACGUCGACGGCAACCUUGGUGAUCGUAAGAACUUGACCCUUUGGCAAGGUGCUGACGCCGUGAUUGCGAAUGUGUCUGCCACUUGCAACAACACUGUGCUGGUAAUUCACUCGGUUGGCGCCGUCGAGAUUGAUCAGUACAAGGACAAUCCGAACAUCACUGCGAUUCUCUGGGCUGGACUGCCAGGUGAACAAUCAGGAUAUGCGAUUGCAGAUGUCUUGUUCGGCCGCGUCAAUCCCGGAGCAAAAUUGCCGUUCACCAUGGGUCGCAACAGAUCUGAUUAUGGCACUGACGUUCUCUACACACCAAACCAAGAAGUGCCUCAGUACAAUUUCCAAGAAGGUGUCUUUAUUGACUACCGUGGGUUCGAUCACCGAAAUGUCACGCCAGUAUACGAGUUCGGCUUUGGAUUGAGCUAUACCACCUUCGAGUACUCGGGACUGGUCAUUGAGAAGUUGAACGUUGCCAAGUACCAGCCAACUACUGGUUUCUCUGGGCCUGCACCCACCUACGGCACCAUCGACAACGAUACCUCAGCUCAUACCUUCCCUGGGAAUCUGAACGAAUCAUAUGGUGCGACAGGCUUUGGCGAUGACUCUUUCAUACCUGAGAACGCUCUGAAUGGUACAAGCUUCGAGCAUUCUCCCUCCUCUGGUCCGAACGGCGGCAAUUUGUACCUUUGGGAUAUCUUAUAUCAUGUCCGAGUCAACGUGACCAACACCGGCAAAGUGGUUGGCGAUGAAGUGGCUCAGCUAUAUGUUUCUCUUGGUGGGCCUUUUGACCCAAAGAUCAUUCUUCGUGGCUUCGAGCGCGUGACUAUUGAUCCUGGUCAGACUGUGCAGGUCACUUUUCCUCUGGCUCGCAGAGAUUUGUCGAAUUGGGAUACCGUCAAGCAGGACUGGGUCAUUACUGAACAUAUCAAGACUGUAUACGCUGGCUCAUCUUCAAGAGAUCUGCCAUUGAAUGCAGUACUUGAGUAG
Aureobasidium pullulans EXF-150 is the source of this 2490-nucleotide messenger RNA. Its product is annotated as glycoside hydrolase family 3 protein. The coding region runs from base 1 to 2490 and encodes 829 amino acids. The record is from RefSeq and is a predicted model, not a curated record. The transcript has 7 exons. Gene Ontology annotation, biological process: glucan catabolic process. Gene Ontology annotation, molecular function: beta-glucosidase activity. Lineage: Eukaryota; Fungi; Ascomycota; Dothideomycetes; Dothideales; Saccotheciaceae.